Messenger RNA from Ailuropoda melanoleuca (giant panda), 528 nucleotides. RefSeq names its product small integral membrane protein 9 (gene SMIM9). The record is from RefSeq and is a predicted model, not a curated record. The transcript has 3 exons. The coding region runs from base 192 to 467 and encodes 91 amino acids. NCBI's taxonomy places the organism in Eukaryota, Metazoa, Chordata, Mammalia, Carnivora, Ursidae.
GAAGACUCUGACCAGUGUCUUCUGCAGACUGCUGCACUUUGAAGACUGAAGCUUAAUUCACUGGCUUCUUUGGAUCCCUUGUCACUAAGUCAAUUUUCAGACAAAGCUGCUUUGGAAAGAGCCAAGGAGAAGGACAGCUCCCCUUGGCCAAAUGAGCUAGGAGUACAGCUGAGUGGCCUUGAGGAGAAUCCAUGGAGCCCCAGAAGCCGCUGAACAUUGGAUUUCUGCUGUGGCCCGUGAGCUGCCUCUUGAUGGAGACCGCAAGUUCCUCAACAUCUCCUUUACCUGCCGUUGGAAUACAAGACAAAGCAGGAUGGAAACCACGCUCAAGGGAAAACCACGGGUUCUGGCUUAGCAACUUCAGAGAUUACUUGUGGGAUCGCAUCAAGAGCUCCAUACCCCCAGCAGCUAUUUUUGCUUUUCUUCUCGCCAUAGCCAUAAUGGGGACCCUCUGCUGCCUCACGUAAGCUGCUGUGGGAUGAGGAGAGGGAAGGAGAGGGGAACCUGAGGGAGAGGCAGAACAAUCAA